Molecule: messenger RNA, 1891 nt
Organism: Syngnathus typhle (broad-nosed pipefish)
Lineage: Eukaryota; Metazoa; Chordata; Actinopteri; Syngnathiformes; Syngnathidae
Gene: c1qtnf13
Product: C1q and TNF related 13
Exons: 2
Coding region: 84-1145 (353 amino acids)
Molecular function (GO): protein binding
Source: RefSeq, a predicted model, not a curated record
CGUUAUGCGAACUUAUUGGGGCAUUUGAAGUUGAGCAACGAUCACUUCUUUGGAUCUCCGUCUUUUUUGUUCCCUUUAGGAAGAUGGUUGGAAUUCAUACUCUACAUUGGUCAACAGGUGAAUGGCCCCCCCGAUUUUAUCUUGCAGCUUUACUGAUAGUGAGCACCUGUGGCCCAAGCUCCCCCCAGCGUGCCCCUCCAGUGACAACAAGUCCGCGCUCAGCUUUCUCUGCGACGCGUAGCAGCAGCAUACUGGGGGGCAAGCAGAGUGUCGUGACCUUUAACAAGCUCUUGGUCAACAUCGGAAGGGACUUCAAUCCAGACACUGGUUACUUUCGUUGCCGCCUCCCAGGAGUGUACUACUUCUCCUUCUCGAUGGGGAAAUUCCCAAACAAAAUGCUCUCCGUCAUUUUGGUGAAAAACGGGCGGGAGGUGCAGGCCAUGGCUUAUGAUGACUACCGCAAGAAGGGCAGAAAAGUUCAAAGUCAAAGCAUAAUGAUCGCAUUGGAGGAAAUGGACACAGUGUGGUUAAUGUUGCAGCAGAAUUCUCAGUAUGCUUUGUACAGCAAUGCCGGCCCUUACGUCAGCUUCUCUGGUUACCUCGUCUAUCCCGACACCUCUCCAAGCAGCUACAUCAGCAACCACCUGAUGCCUCACCCAGACUGUCCCCCUCAGGUCAGACGUCAGCCAUUUGAGCAGCCCAGAUCAGCCUUCUCUGUUGCACGGACAUCCACGUUUAUAGGCCAGCGUCGCAAGCAGCAGCACAAGUCACCUCUGACCUUUGACGUCGAAUUCGUCAACAUCGGGGGCCAUUUCAAUAAAUCCUCGGGCAGGUUCACCUGCCGCUUCCCCGGGGCUUACUAUUUUGCAUUCACAGUGGGUAAACACCCUCGGAAGGCUCUUUCUGUGAAGCUGAUGACCGGGGAGGGCGCGGUACAGGCCAUGGUGUUUGACGACGAUACGUCCAAGAGACGGGAGAUGCAGAGUCAGAGUUUGAUGCUUUCCCUUCACAAGGGCGACACUGUGUGGCUGUACAGUCAGCAGGAUAAUCGCUACGCUGUAUACAGCAACCAGGGGAGGUACACCACCUUCUCAGGCUUCCUGGUGUAUCCCGAGGCCAACUCACUCACAUACACACAUAAAUGAGCACAGAACUGUAAAUGCUUUUUUACUUUUAUUAGCAAAUAGUCAAGUAGUCAAACAAAAAGAGUUUUGCUAUUUUAUUUUAUUUGCAAUAUUUCAUUUAAGAACUAACCAAAGGUAAUUGCAUUGUUUGAGCUAUAAGCAAAUAUCUCCACGAGGUGGUGCUGUAACACAGUUAUCCAUGUUCUUAUAAAAAUGCUACGUACAUGGAGCUCUAAAAUAAAACGGUGCGUAAGGGGCAUGACGCCAAUCAUGUACAUUUUGUAUAGUUAUCUUGUGAGCUGGUUGAACAUGUGAAAUUACUGUAAUAUCAUUUCAAUAGUGAUAUUUUUAAUUAUGUGUAUUCAAUGUAAGAAUAAACACAUGAGAAUUCCACAAGUUAUUUGAUUUGAUUUCUUGACUGUACAGUAUAUGUAGCUGGACUGAUCAGCUGUAAGAAAUUAGAUUUUACCCUACUAUGUCAUUUCUAUAUACAGUACAAUGGUUAAGUUAUUACAAGAAAUACAUCUAGAGAUAUUCUGCAGCAGCUAACCUACCGCUGAAUAAAAGUAGUAGGUAGUUCACCAUAUAACCACAUCAGAAAUUAAAAUACCAUCAAAUUUGAAUAAAUAGAAAGAGAAUGUCAAAAUUCCAAAAUAUGUGGGUAGCAUAUAUUCUCUUUGUGCUUGCGUGUGUUACCUCAGGGUACCCAGAUUUUUUUCCAACAGUACAAAAGCAUGCACGUUAGCUUAAAUAAAGAUUCUAAACUG